Molecule: messenger RNA, 485 nt
Organism: Nezara viridula (southern green stink bug)
Lineage: Eukaryota; Metazoa; Arthropoda; Insecta; Hemiptera; Pentatomidae
Source: the annotation of a GenBank genome assembly
GCCGCAAGCCGGCAUCCCAUGCAUGCUGAAAGUAAACAAAAUAAAAAUGGAGGCAACAAAUAUGCACAAGUUAUUAUUACUAUUAAAAAAACGACUUGUUGAUAAGAAAUUAACGACUAUCCUAUCGGAGGGGAUAGACUGUUCUAGAACCGGCGAAGCCUACCCCAACAGCUGCUCAGUUAAAAGGACAAGAGGCCCCCUUACCUUCCAGUAUGCAUUGUUGAUCUUCGAGCUAUCAUAGGAUUUCUUUAAUAAUACAAGUACUUAAUAAUACAAUAGCGAGGAUUAAAAAUAAUGUUUAAAAGUAAAUGACAUUGUUCUUUGAACACUAAUAAAAACCUCAUGUGCGGUUUCCUUAAGGUUAACAGUUUAGCCACACGACGCAAACCGGCAUAAAUAAAAAAAUAAAAUAAACGGUAAAAUCUAAUUUUGAUUCAUUAAUAUUACUUUUCGAAUUAUUUAUAAUAAAAAAAAACAAGAAUGAA